AUGACACCCCCCAACACCCCGCCCGUGAUCCUCUACCACUACCCCUACUCGCCCUAUGCCCGGCGCGUGGUGUGGUAUCUUCGGCUACGCGGGAUUUCCUACAUGCAGUGUCUCCAACCCCCUACGCUCCCCCGCCCCGAUCUCUCCACCCACCUGGCCCUCGCCUACCGCCGCAUCCCCCUCCUCGCCAUCGGCCGCGACCUGUACCUCGACACGCGCCUGAUCCUGCGCAAGCUGGAGGCCUUGUGGCCGGGGUCUCCGACGUCUCAAGAGACACCACCUUCACUCCCAAACACCGGCCACGGACAACCUCUCGGCGCACCCCCCGGAACAGACGCCCUAGCCCUGCAGCGCCUUCUCUCCGUCCUGACGACGUCUACUGACCUCUUCUUCCGCGCUGCUGCGUUGUUGCCUGCUGAGACGCUGCCGCUGCUGCGGGACCCAAAGUUUCAGCGGGAUCGGCGGGAUUUUUUUGGUGGUGGUGGUGGUAGUGGUAGUAGUACCGAUGGACAGGACGCUAGGGGGGUUGUUAUGGAUGAUUCCUCCUCAUCACCGUCAACAGGAAAAGAAGAGGACCAGACAAAAACCCUCGAAGCAGCAGCCACAAAAGCCGAAGCCCUCCGCGAAAUCCACAACACCAUGUCUUUCCUCGAGGACACGUUACUCGCCGACGGACGGCCGUGGAUUCUCUCCUCCCCUCCAGCCCACCCCACACUAGCAGACAUAGAAGCAAUCUGGAUCAUCCACUGGCUUCUCGGCCUGCCCGGCGCGCUAUACGACCCAACUUAUAUCCACCGCGGUCGGUUUCCCCGCGUGUAUGUAUGGGUCGACCGGUUCCAGGCUGCUGUGACUCGGGCGAAGGAGAAUGUGAUUGUGCGGGAUAUUAGUGGGGAGGAGGCGGGGGGGUUUUUGAAGGGGCAGGCUUCGUACUUUGAACCCGAACCCACCAUCGACGAAACAGACCCCCUCGUCAAGGUCUACCGUCUUCAAAGGGGUACUCCCAUCGAGGUAUGGCCGACUGAUUCUGGUGUGCGGCAUCGUGAUCACGGUCGGCUGGUGGGGAUUGGAUCGGAGGAGGUGGUUUGGGAGACUGAGGCGGGUGUGAGGGUGCAUGCGCCGCGGCAUGGGUUUCGUGUUGGGUUGUGGCGGGAGGCGAGUUUGUAA
Dichotomopilus funicola is the source of this 1164-nucleotide messenger RNA. RefSeq names its product glutathione S-transferase U4. The record is from RefSeq and is a predicted model, not a curated record. The coding region runs from base 1 to 1164 and encodes 387 amino acids. The transcript is spliced from 5 exons. NCBI's taxonomy places the organism in Eukaryota, Fungi, Ascomycota, Sordariomycetes, Sordariales, Chaetomiaceae.